UAUUGGACGGUGACUUCAUAACUCCACGUACUAUGUCCAUAGAAGCAAAACAUGCUCUCCUACUGAAAUGAAAAGGCAAAAUCAAAGUUCUGUGGUUGAAUUCAUCCUCUUGGGCUUUUCAAACUUUCCUGAACUCCAAGAGCAACUCUUUGGGAUUUUCUUGGUUGUUUACUUGGUGACUCUGAUAGGAAAUGCCAUGAUCAUAGUCAUCAUCUCCCUGGAACAGAGUCUCCAUGUUCCCCUGUAUCUAUUCCUCCUGAACUUGUCUGUGGUGGAUGUGAGUUUCAGUGCAGUCAUUAUGCCUGAAAUGCUGGUGGUUCUCUCCACUAAGAAAGCAUCAAUUUCAUUUGUGAGUUGUUUUGCACAAAUGUAUUUCAUUCUUUUUUUUGGUGCGACUGAAUGCUGUCUCCUGGGGGCAAUGGCUUAUGACAGAUUUGCUGCAAUCUGUCAUCCUCUGAGCUACCCAAUGAUUAUGAACAAAAGUGUUUUCAUGAAAUUAGUAAUAUUCUCGUGGUUCUCAGGAAUCAUAGUGGCUACUGUGCCAAUACCAUGGAUGUCUACUUUUCCACUUUGUGGCCCAAAUGAAAUUAAUCAUAUCUCUUGUGAAACCCCAGCAGUGCUAGAGCUUGUGUGUACAAACACGUUUUGGUUUGAAAUCUAUGCAUUCAUUAUCACUGUUUUGAUUAUUAUGGUUCCUUUCUCACUGAUACUCUUGUCUUACAUUCGAAUCCUCCUUGCCAUCAUGAAGAUGCCAUCAAACACUGGGAGGCAGAAGGCUUUUUCCACCUGUGCCUCCCAUCUCACCUCUGUUACCCUCUUCUGUGGCACAGCCACUAUGACCUAUUUACAACCCAAAUCUGGCUACUCCCCAGAAACCAAGAAAGUGAUGUCAUUGGCUUACUCACUUCUUACUCCUCUGCUGAAUCCACUGAUCUACAGCUUGCGCAACAGUGAGAUGAAAAGAGCUUUGAUGAAGUUAUGGCGAAGAGCAGUGGACUUACACACUCUCUGA
Messenger RNA from Artibeus jamaicensis (Jamaican fruit-eating bat), 1012 nucleotides. RefSeq names its product olfactory receptor 10A3-like. The transcript has a single exon. The coding region runs from base 68 to 1012 and encodes 314 amino acids. Gene Ontology annotation, biological process: G protein-coupled receptor signaling pathway. Gene Ontology annotation, molecular function: olfactory receptor activity; G protein-coupled receptor activity. Lineage: Eukaryota; Metazoa; Chordata; Mammalia; Chiroptera; Phyllostomidae. The record is from RefSeq and is a predicted model, not a curated record. Gene Ontology annotation, cellular component: membrane.